Blumeria graminis f. sp. triticale is the source of this 651-nucleotide messenger RNA. The record is from the annotation of a GenBank genome assembly. NCBI's taxonomy places the organism in Eukaryota, Fungi, Ascomycota, Leotiomycetes, Helotiales, Erysiphaceae.
AUGGCGCAGCCAGUGCUUUCUUCGGAUGAUUUCAGAGCCUUGGAACAAACCCGUCAACGACUCCAUCAACUUACCAAUAAUAUUGCAUCUCUUAAACAAGACGUAGUCCAAAUCUUGCCGCUACCAGAAUGGCAUUCCCUCCAGGCCUCAGCCAUGAUUCUCGCGAGUAACAUCCAAGCCCUCACUACACAUCUCUCAAAACAUGCCGACCUGUUAAAUCGUACGGUCGUCUAUCCAUCAACUAACUAUCCUGGUCGUACACAGGAGGGUUUAUUAGGUCAGCUACUACGCAAAAAGCUUGAACCUGGAGUUGAAGGUUGGGAAGAAAAGGGGAAAGAAGAUGGUGAGAUCAUGGAUGACCAAGCUGAAGAAGAAUUGCGCUUUUGGGCAGCAGAUUGGAUUGCGGCUCGAGUGGCCAAGUAUGCUCUAGAGGAGGCUGGUGACGAGUUUACGGUAGAGGAACGAGAGAGUGGCGUAGAUUCUAUUCGAACUGGGCUGAAAGAGGAAGAAAGUAGGCAUCAAGGUGACAACCGGAAGUUUGGUUUGAUUGAGGUUAAAAAUAAUGGUUCCCAAGCUAGGUCAUCAAAUGAACUACUUAGGGUUUCGACACAGGGAAUCGUCCCCUCCGUAAUACCACUUAAAGAGAAAUAA